GAAGCACAUUGCAGUUGGCCAGUAAGGGAAGAUUUUUUUUUAGAUUUUUUUAUAAUCUUUAUGAUCUGAAGGAUCCAGAGAAGUAUACAAACGGCAAUAUUGGAUAUUUUAUUUUCAGAUUGUCAAAAUGUCCAGAGUUGCCAAUCUGUCGAAGCUGCGACAAGAGAGGAUGAGGGAGAUCAACCUGCGGAAUAAAGAGAGAGAGCGCAUGAGGGAGCGAGAGAAGGAGGCAAGGGAGAGGGAGGCACGUUACAGCAAUGGUCAUCUCUUCACGUCAUUGACAGUGUCAGGAAACACACUCUGUUCAGCAUGCAACAAGAGUAUUACUGCCAAGGAGGCGCUCAGCUGCCCUACAUGCAAUGUCACUAUCCACAACCGCUGUCGAGACACUUUGCCAAACUGCGCCAAAAUGAAACAGAGGCAGAAGAUGGCCCUUUUGCGGAAUAACUCAGCCGUACAGAAUGUCACGCUGCGCACAAAAACUCCAGGAAUGCGCGAGCGUCCAAGUUCAGCCAUCUACCCUUCUGACAGCUUCCGACAGUCCCUGCUGGGAUCCCGCCGUGGUCGCUCCAGCCUAUCCCUGUCCAAGAGUGUCUCCACCAACAACAUUGCAGGGACCUUGAAUGACGACUCUCCCCUCGGGCUGCGCAGAAUCCUUUCCCAGUCUACAGACUCCCUCAGCUUCAGGACCAGAGCUAUGUCAGUGGAGUCUCUCAAUGAUGACGGAGACAUGUACUAUACAUCAGUAUUGGAGGAUCUGGAUCUGGAGGGCCAGGACUUUAAGGCUGACUCAUGGAGCACGGCUGUGGACAGCAGCUACUUGCAGACACGCAUCAAAAACGUCAUCAAGAGGCAGGAUGUAAUCUAUGAGCUGAUUCAGACAGAGCUGCACCACAUGCGAACGCUGCAUAUCAUGGAAAGGGUGUUCCGGCAAGGCAUGCUGGAGGAGCUUCAGCUGGACCUUUGCACUGUAUAUGCCAUGUUCCCCUGCCUGGACCAGCUGACCAGGAUACACUCCCAUUUCCUUGCACAGCUUCUCCUGCGGCGCAACAGCAGCCUGCAGUAUGGAUCCAGCCGCAACUUUACCAUUCACCAGCUGGGGGACAUACUACUAGAGCAGUUCUCCGGCCAGUGUGCAGACGAGAUGCGGAAGACCUAUGCUGAAUUUUGUAGCCGCCACUUGAAGGCUGUCAAAUUGUACAAGGAACUGCUUGCCAGAGACAAGAAGUUCCAGUGCUUCAUACGGCGGGUGAGUCGCGGACCCCUGCUACGUUGCCAUGGUUUUCAGGAGUGCAUCUUGUUAGUGACUCAGCGGAUCUCCAAGUAUCCUGUCCUUGUUCAUCGCAUUCUGGAGAAUACCACCGAUGAUGACGAAGAAUUCUCUUCUCUGGCCCAGGCUCUCUCCAUGGUCAGAGAACUUCUUAGUUCAAUAGACCAACAGAUGGAGGACCUGGAGAAAACACAGCGUCUGCAAGAAAUCCAGGCCAAGCUGGACCCGCGGGCUGAGGCAAGGGUAAGGGAUGGUGGACUUUUCAAGCCUGGAGAGUUGUUCCGCCGGAGACUUGUCCAUGAUGGGACCCUUUUCUGGAAAACCCCAGGAUCCCGACUCAAAGACACUCAGGUCUUAUUGAUGACAGACAUCCUGGUGUUUCUGCAGGAGAAAGACCAGAAAUACAUAUUUCCAUGUCUGGACAAAUCUCCAGUACUUUCCCUUCAGAACUUGAUAGUGAGGGAUAUAGCCAAUCAGGAUCGUGGCAUGUUCCUCAUCAGUGACUCCUCUCCUCCUGAGAUGUACGAGUUCCACGCUGCCUCAAAGGAGGACAAAAACCUCUGGAUACGCCACAUCCAGCACACCGUCAGCAAGUGCCCAUCACGAGAGGAGUUCCCCCUCAUAGAGACUGAACACAAGGCCCAUCUUAGGAGACUCAAAGCUGACCUCCAGCAGAAGGACCGGGAAAUGCUGGAGCUCCUGCAGGAGAGGGUGACUCUAUUCUGUGAGCUGGCAGAGGUGACAAGUGGUCAGGAGGCCCUACAACCUGCCAUCACACGCUACUUGUUCAGGGCAGACACACCCCAAGCUCCCCGUGCAGAGAAACUCCUAUUGGAUGCCACAGCUGAGGUCGACAGGUUGAGUGAACUUCUUCUGGGUUCCAGGGUGGACAUCCCUCUUCCAUCCAAUCAAAACCACAUGGAGGUGGUAGAAACCAGUGAUCAGGAUCUGUUGGUCAAUGGAGCACAUGAUUUCUUAGCAUCAAAGGGUUGCAUGAGGAAUCAAGACAAGUCCCCGCCUGCAAAGAUCUAUCAGAGGCUGGUGAAUCUCAGUGUUUACCUCCAUGCACUCCAGGGUGCAGUUAUCAAACAAGACUCCAUUUUGGAGCUGUUGCUGCAGCCACAGGAUAACGUGGCACCAGCUGCAGGAGGAGCGUGCCGCCCUCUCUGGCGAGAUGGUGGAAAUCGUGAAGCCAAUGCAGGGUCAAGCAUCGGGGAGCUGGCUCUUUUGCAGAGACAACACAGCCUGCUUCAGGAGGAGCUGCUGAGGCUGCGAGAUGCGGAGAACCGGUUCAAGGACAGUGAGAGGGCCCGGGCAAAGCUGGAGAGGCAUGUCCGACACAUGAAGGUCUGCAGCGGGGCUGCACCUGCCUCCCAGCAGCUAGAGGAGCUGUCUUCUCAAACUGACUCUCUGCAACCAAGAAAGGGGCUCUCAACUGGAGCUGACACCAUGUGGGCCCACCAAUCAGAUGGCCUCCAGGACGGCAGUGAUUUGGAGGUAGACAUGACAUCAGAUGAUGAUGAUGACACAGCAUCUGAAAGCUCCAAGGACCUUCAAGAUAUUCCAGAGGAGAUCUGAUUCUCGCCAUGUUUCACAGUAAUAAAGAGCUUAUAGCUAUAGUUGACUAUGAUAGAAACAGAUUGAUUCCUACAAUCAGCAUGUCUAUCUUUUCUGCAAGUCUUAAUGUUUAUUUAGCUGCUUUGGUUUUCAGUAAAUGGCUUGUGACAGUGAGUUGUUUUUUAAUUGUUCAGUCAUUCUAUGGAUUGUUUGAUGAUUUAUUACCACCACUUGGGUUGUUAAAAAUGCUCAUGUUUUCAACAUGAGCAUUUUCUAAUCUUCAAACAUUCAAAAAUAACUGAAUUCAAUACUGCCAUAAAGGCCCUUAAGACAGCAACACACUGAAAUACCCGGAAAAAAAAUACAUAACCACCAAAAAUGUAAAGCAAUCCAAUACAUUUGCCCUGCAAUAACUGCUGCUUUUACAAUGCUUAUCUCAUUAUGGUUUGUCCCUGUCAGAUCUUAAAGUAGAAGUUGUAACUUCUAAAAAUAACAGCUAUGUCAGUCACUUAUGAAACCAUUUACCAUUGCUGAGGUCUGGCGUCACUAUGGCCUGAGCAUGAACUUAUGUCACUGCCACUCUGUGGAUCCAGAAAAGGCUUUUGUGCCCUCUUCUCAGAUUUAAGGCUUUGAGCAGCUAUAAUCAAUAUGUUCAUAAUCACUAUGUAUCAACUGAUCCAUUGAAAAAGGUGUGAAAAUGCUGGUGGUUAUCAGCUGAAUCUACAGCUCUUCUCAGCUUCUCAAUUCCAACUCUCAAUUACAUUUAGAAGGAAAUGUAUUUUCUCCAGGAUUACAGUCCCAGUUUUAAACGCUGCCAAUCCAAACAAAAUGUAUAUGAAUCAAAACUUUAGUUUAGUUUAGUAAAACAUCAUGGUUUGGCUUAAAAAAUAUAUAUAUGUUUUUGUUACGUUAUUUAAUUUACGGACGUAAAUAAAAACAAGUGGAUGUUGAAUUUUUGGUUUCAUACAGUCCUGAGGUCAUUAUACCAUCCCUGACAAGAAGUCCUCGAAACUAAACAACAUAAUAUCAUUAUGAUUAAAACCAGUUUAUAGGUCAGUUAUGAUUCAUAGGUCUGUAAUUUGGUCUUCUACGCUAUAGUUAAGGUACUGGUUGAAUCAUCAUUUUAUAUUGGUAGGAGAGAGACAGUGGUUGUCCCAUCAUCUAACUGAACUUCCACCCUAAAAGUUUUCAUCCCAAUACUCACACCUGCUGAAUUUCUAAAUUAUUUACUUAAAUAACUGCGUGUGCAUUAAGACUGCUGUGGAUUGAGGUUCAUCAGAGCGCACUUAAAUACUUGGCUCUGUCAGAGACGUAAUAUUAUUUUAAAUGCAUUUGUAGGUAAAUCGUAUGCAAAAUGUAUUUUGACAAUGUAAUUCAUGAGUCCAGCAUUUCAUAAACUUCAACUUGUUUAUGUCUGCUGAUGUUAGUCCUAAAACCUGGAUGGAUAGAUUAUGUAUUUGUUCAAAGACAUAGCAGUGCUCCUCAGAAGAUCCUCCAUCAGCUUCAGUUGAAAUGAGUGUUCAGUUUUCAAUUCAAUUCAAUUCAGUUUAUUUUGUAUAGCCCAGAAUCACAAAUUACAAAUUUGCCUCAGAGGGCUUUACAAUCUGUGCACAUGCGACAUCCUCUGUCCUUCCCUCAGUGUUACAGCCAGGAGGUGUUCCAUGGGCAGAAAUAGUGCAGAGUUCUGGAACACAGUUCUGGAAACUUAUAGGGGCUUUACAUUUGAAUGAUUUAAAUGAUUUUAUAGAUAGUCAGGAAUCUGCUUGGCUUGAUUGUUUUGCAUGUUAUCAAACCUAACCUCUCCAUUUUCUUACUACUGCAAUAGGAAAUAGCUUUUAGAUUUACUGUGUUUUUCUUCUUAACAGUUUGUAUUGUAUGUUAGAACUGACUGAUUGCAGUAGAGUAACACAAAGAAGGAGCAGACAAACUCAACUCUGUCUGCCAAAUGAAUGUAAUAUAAUAUUCAGAAUAUAGCUUUUUAGUGGAUUUAAAUGUAAAUGUUGUUUGAACACGAUUUUGAGAUUUGCAAAUGUUUCUCUGGCUGAAAAAUGAUUGUGAACUUUCCACAGUUAUCCUUAUAUUAGAAUUUUGCGAUGGCGUGUCUACUUUUCUGCUAAAUGUAUUUUAGGCUUCAAUCUCUCAGAGUGACAUCUCUCUGCCUUAAAAGGCAGGGUGAAAACAAUAUUAGAUGGCAAAUACUGUUCAAAGCCAACAUAGUAAUGACGUGGGUAAGGUAUUAUGAAGUCAGCAGAUGCUUUAAUUGUCAGUGACACUGCAAGGCCGAACCUAAAACAAGGGCUGUACUUACUGUUGUACAACCUUUUGUCAUUCAUGUAAUACCAAAUGAAAAAAUAAAAUCAUGUCCUACAAAAUGUAUCUGU
Anoplopoma fimbria (sablefish) is the source of this 5208-nucleotide messenger RNA. It is a transcript of the gene arhgef2a, whose product is annotated as Rho guanine nucleotide exchange factor (GEF) 1a. Lineage: Eukaryota; Metazoa; Chordata; Actinopteri; Perciformes; Anoplopomatidae. Gene Ontology annotation, molecular function: microtubule binding; guanyl-nucleotide exchange factor activity. Gene Ontology annotation, biological process: regulation of Rho protein signal transduction; positive regulation of neuron differentiation; cell morphogenesis. The coding region runs from base 128 to 2848 and encodes 906 amino acids. The record is from RefSeq and is a predicted model, not a curated record. Gene Ontology annotation, cellular component: cytoskeleton; ruffle membrane. The transcript has 23 exons.